UGAUUUUUCGCAUGUUCGGUGUCCUUCCACGGUCUUUUACGUAAAACUAUGAAACCAUUAAUUGAACUUAUUAUUGGCGGUGCUCAAGUGGUGGCUCGUGCCUUUACUAGAGCAGUCCAGGAGGAAUUUAGGGCAAGUCAACAGGCCGCUCAGAGAGCAGGGGGAGGGAGACAGGGUGCUAGAAGAGCUGCUAAUGAUACUGUUUCAGGAAUUAGUUUACAGGAGGCCAAGCAAAUCCUAAAUGUCAACAAUUUAGAAGAUGUAGAAACCAUUGAGAAAAACUACAAACAUUUAUUUGAAGUCAAUGAUAAAGCAAAAGGAGGUUCCCUGUACUUGCAGUCCAAGGUAUAUCGAGCAAAAGAAAGGAUUGACAUGGAGUUUAAGAAAUCUGACCAGGAAUCAAGGACUAGUGAGACUCAAGAGGAAUCUAAAACUUAACAAAAGUGUUUCCUUAAAAUUAUAUGUCAGUUUUAAACAUCUGUCUGUGAUCUGUUACUUCAUGGAAGAAAUAGAGGAAGAAUUCUGAGCAUUCACAUUCAUACAACUGUAAGAAAUAGAGCGAGUGUAACUAUUGAUGUGGGUUCAUUUAAAGACCAUUGGAGUGAAUUUCUAUUACAUAUGCAAGAAACUCAUCUGAGAAGAAGGACUAGUAUGUGAUAAUUGUUUUAUUGUUAUUCAUGUUCAAUUGGAAGUGUGAGACACUUAUUUUUGAAUGUUUUUAUUCCAUUACUGAUUAGAAUUGUUAGUCAAUAAGACUCCUAUAACUCAAGAAAGCAAUGGUUAUGAAUCAAGUUGAAAUACCAAAAUGAUAACAAAGAGAUGCAUGAUCCCUAAGGAAUGAGGAAUUGAUCUGUGUUAAGCUUUUAAAGCCUGACAUGUACAUAAGAAUUUAAAAUGUGUCAUAAGAAAGAAUAUUGUAUCUUCAUUUUCAGGAUCUUUUUAUCACUAUUGUUAAAAAAGUUCAGCCCUAAAAUUCAUUUCAGAAAUGUCAACAUGGGUGUUGUACAAAAAUUUAUGUAUAAACAUAAAAGAUGAGGGUUAUAUUUUAGGAUAUAUACAAAUAACAGUAAAUUUAAAUAAAAUCAACAAACUCAG
Messenger RNA from Saccostrea echinata, 1095 nucleotides. Its product is annotated as mitochondrial import inner membrane translocase subunit Tim16-like. Gene Ontology annotation, biological process: protein import into mitochondrial matrix. Bases 49 to 438 code for a protein of 129 amino acids. The transcript has 4 exons. Lineage: Eukaryota; Metazoa; Mollusca; Bivalvia; Ostreida; Ostreidae. The record is from RefSeq and is a predicted model, not a curated record. Gene Ontology annotation, cellular component: TIM23 mitochondrial import inner membrane translocase complex.